Molecule: messenger RNA, 324 nt
Organism: Meyerozyma guilliermondii ATCC 6260
Lineage: Eukaryota; Fungi; Ascomycota; Pichiomycetes; Serinales; Debaryomycetaceae
Exons: 1
Coding region: 1-324 (107 amino acids)
Cellular component (GO): membrane
Source: RefSeq, a predicted model, not a curated record
AUGGAACAUCCAGCUUUUACCCUCUCAGGAUUAUGCGCAGUCGGUGGUGUCAUGGGCUAUGCUCGUAAGGGAUCCAUGCCUUCUUUGGUCGCAGGCACUACUUUUUCCAUCAUUUAUGGAGUUGCCGGUUACUUGUUGAAACAGAAUGCCGACUACGGAUUGGAAUUGGCUCUUGGUGCCUCCACCACUUUACUCGCUGCUGGAAUUGGUAGAGCCAUUCCUUCCAGAUUUAAAAAGCCGGUUCCUUUGGUAUUGCUUGUGCUCGGUGGUGUCUCCUCCACAUACUAUGCUCGUAAGUACAACGAGUUCUACCCAAUCUUCUGA